CGAUUCCAACGGCCCUGCUAUUGCGUUAAUUCUGAGAUCCAUUGAUGUACUCGGGCGUCGGAGCAUCAGACUAGGAGAUCCGGCAACUCAUGGCGGACCUCGCCAUCAGGGAGAGGGCGGUGCGAAGUGCAGAGAGAGCGAAUCGAGAAGUGGCGAUUGCGCGGAUGAAUAUGGCAUUACGAGCAAUGUCCAGGACCACGGAGUUGGAGAGAGCAAGGAUCUUCGCACCUGGGCAGCCAAUCUCCCCUGCAUUGAUCCUAGAUUGGGCAGCAGAGGAGGCGGUGUCCACAUCCAGGAUUUAGAGAAGGAGAUGGAGGUUGUUCAGGGUCGAGUUUUGACCAGCACCAGGCCGACGAGCUCUACGGGCACUGGGUGAGCAGAGGAGGAGGAUGAGCGAGCGGGCCCCUGGCGUUAGUCUCUGUAGUCGAGCUAGCCGUCCGAUGCACCCUCAAUCGAUCCUCGCCAUUGCUGCUGGCGAGAUUCGGGCUUCCUUCAGCCAGGAGGCAUAUAUUCCCCUCCCCGAUAGCAAUCCCGAGCCCCAUCCAGCUAGGGUUCGUCGGCGCCAAAACUUAGUUUGGGUCCGGCGUGAUCUUUUCAUAUCUGGAGAAUUCUCUGUUGCUGACUGUUUUCCUGCUGGUCCGUCUGAUCAUCUGUUCGAGCCCAAGCAGUUCAGUUUCUCUCGUGAUUUUUGGUUGAAGAAAACUGGAAAAAUUUAUUUUGCUGCGGCAGUCAAGAAGAUGGCUGGUGUUGGGCAUAAUCAAAGGCCUAGGGGAGGUAGAGUUGGAGGUGGUUGUGGCCGCAAUGAUGUUGUGCGACCGCCUAUCCUUCAGACAGUGGCUGCUCCACCAGUUCGAGCUCCUAUCCCUGCCCCCCUACUCAGCAUGGCCCCCUAUGUUGAUCUUUUCCAAACCUCUCAUAGUUCCAAUUGGAGCCAGCACCUCUAGCAUGGUUCACCCAGUGUUGAACCAAAUGUACCCUGGCUUUCCAGCUACCAACUAUCAAUACCCACAAAUGGCUCCCUGGAUGCAACAGCCGCAAUUCCACUUCCCCUAUAUGCCUCAACAAAACCUUCCAGCGCAGUUCCAACAGCCUCAGCAACCUGUUAGUACUGGGAGUGCUUCUGGUGGGAGUAGUUAGGUUGGAUCUGGGAAAAACAAGAAGAAAAACAGAGCUGGUGCUAAAAAGCAACAUGUUGCUACUGCUGGGUCUAAUGAGAGUGUUGUUGUUCAAGUUUCUACAGACUUUGAGGGGUAUAUGGUAGAUCCUAAAUACAUGGCACUAUAUGCUACAAUUGUGGCCUCCCUGGAGACUUUGUGGGCAUGUGCUCCAUCCCAAAAGUCCGUUUCAUCUGCAAAACUCCAGGCCACCAUAUGGAUGUUUGCCCCAAAUGACAUGAACCCUACCCUGCUGCUCAAUUUUGGGGGAGUGCAAACAAUGGCAUUGGCUUCUUUCAUAUUGAAGUUGGAAACAAUAGUGAUGGUGAUUGGCUCAAUUUUGGCAAUGUUGGGCUAGUUGUCAUUGAAGAAGGUGAAAUUAGUGCUGAUGAGUUAGAAAGCUGCUUUGCAGGAAUGUAGAAAACCAACUGGCCAUGGCAGAUUAGAACCUAUGAUGAAACUCAGUACCUGGUUAGGUUCCCCCCAAACAAAAAGAUUUCUGAUCUAGCAACUUUCAAAUCCAUCAACCUGAAGAAGAAAGGAGUCACUAUCUCUUUUAAAGACUGGCAUGGUGACCUGCCUGCUUUUGACUCUCUUAAAGAAAUUUGGAUCAUAUCAUUGGCAUCCCACCUGUGUGGUGCACAUGGCCAGUUAUUGCUCAAAUUGCUUCUUCUUUAGGUAUCAUAGUUAAUGUUUACUGGCAUGAGGUCUUCAGGAGCUUCUAUGAAGUGGUCAAAAUUCAGGUUGCUGUUAGAGAUCCUCAGCUGAUUCCUAAUGACAGAUUGAUUGAAAUCCACCAGGAGUUGUAUUUACUCACCUUUGAGGUUGAUGAUGAUGCAGCUGCUGAGUCACCCUCUCACAGACCUUCUGAUGGGCCCUCUGGUCCUGCUGAUGGUAUUGAGGAGAAAGGGAGUGCUGAUAGGAAUGGUAAUGUUGAUAAUGAUAGUGAUGAUGACCUACUUGGGGAGGAGAUGGAUCAAGAUGCUAGUAAUCUGCUUACUAAAAAGACCACUCCUGCCCCAAGUGGAUCCAGAGCUAGAACUAGCUAUCUGCAACCUCAUACCCCUAUUUAGCAGUCCCACUUUGAUACUUAUUUACUUUCUAACUGCCAAGGUGCUCCUCUGACCAAAAGCUAUCUAGAGGCUGCAAAAAAAAUCUAACUAUGAAGGUUGUGGUAGCAGACUUCUGGUUCAGUUUGAAGCUGAGGUGAAUGGCACUAGUGGCAUUGGUCCCAAUCUCCUGGCUCCCGCUUCUACCACCCUCUCUUGCCCAGUUCCCAGACCUCAGGCCCAUAGGCCUGACAAAAGGAAGUGGGGCCAUGUUGUUGCCACUAGGAUGAGCAAUAGGAUCAAAAGAGAUGGUAAGAAUACUAUAGGUAAAGCUCAAGAGAUCAAAAAAGUGCAGAAUCUGGAAAUUGCUAGAGGUGAUUUAAAUGAGAUUUGGAGGAGGGAGGAGAUCAAGGCAAGGCAAAGUUCCAGGGAGAAAGAGAUCCUGGAGGGUGAGCACAAUACCGGAUACUUCAAAGUUGUGGCUAACCAGAAGAGGAGGAAGAAGCAGAUUGCUAUGCUGGAAAGCCCUUCAGGACCUGUGGAGGACACCAAAGGCUAUUUGGCGGAAAACUGCGCUGAAUCUAUCUACUUGGGAAUGCCUUUCCUCAUGGUGUGCCAAGGACAAACUGGCGUAGGCUGCGAAAGAGCUGGAGAUGAAGGCGAGAAGCCCACCUCUGCUGUUGUGGCCAGAUCCUGGCUGAGGCGUGGAGACACCUUCUGAAAUCUACUCCAACAGAAUGUAAUGCAAAAAUCUGUUGGUAGUUCGUUCCCGUAGCUAUGUGGAGUUGUGUUUUUCUGUUUUAGAACUUAGUUGUGCGUCGCCGUAGCUCUUGCGACGUAGCUGGUCUACUGUGGCAGCAUGUCUGCUGGCCGCCGUGUGCUCUUUCAUCUGUAAUGACUGGCACUGGUUCCUGGACAUCUUGAUUUCGUUUCUGAAUGAAAUGGAACAGGGACGUUUUGCCCUCUUCCUCUAAAAAUAUUGGAUCAGAUGAGAGAAGGCACGAGGAGGAGGAAGAAUUGGUAAACCUACAAAACAGGCAGUUGAAGAUUAACACGCCAAAAAUUAGGUAGUGAUCGGAUCUCAAAAAUCCGUG
Messenger RNA from Triticum dicoccoides, 3297 nucleotides. RefSeq lists its product as uncharacterized. The record is from RefSeq and is a predicted model, not a curated record. Lineage: Eukaryota; Viridiplantae; Streptophyta; Magnoliopsida; Poales; Poaceae. The transcript is spliced from 4 exons. The coding region runs from base 2490 to 2924 and encodes 144 amino acids.